Molecule: messenger RNA, 2687 nt
Organism: Mercurialis annua (annual mercury)
Lineage: Eukaryota; Viridiplantae; Streptophyta; Magnoliopsida; Malpighiales; Euphorbiaceae
Product: CRC domain-containing protein TSO1
Exons: 11
Coding region: 139-2376 (745 amino acids)
Molecular function (GO): DNA-binding transcription factor activity
Source: RefSeq, a predicted model, not a curated record
CCUUUUCCCGCUUUCCCGCCCGUCACUCUUCAGUUCUUUUUUUCUUUCUUCUUCACACAGAAAAAAAAGAAAAGAAAAAAAAGCUAUAAAAUUAGAAUUAUUGGGAGAUGAUUGAGAAAUGUUGAAGAGAUACUUACUAUGGAGCUUAACACACCCAACAAAAACAAACAAUUAAUCCCUCUCUCUCAAUUUGAGGAUUCUCCUAUAUUUAAUUACAUCAACAACCUCUCGCCCUUUGAGCUAGUCAAGUCUGUGCAUGUUAGUACUGAUCAGACCUUCAACUCGCUGUCUCUUUCGUCCCCUCCUUCGGUGUUUGCUUCUCCUAAAUUCAUUUCGCAAAGAGACACUAAAUCAUUUAGUAUUAAAAGGCGUCAUUUCUUAGAUGCGGUGAAACCCGAGAGCCUUAAAAGUAGAGAUGAAACCAAUGCAAAUGAAGGGGUUUCGGAGACUGAUGACCAAUUGGGAUACUUUAAUGCUAAUACUUCUGCUAAUGAGGGUAAUGAUGCUGAGCAGAAUAAUGAUCACUUGCGCCUGACAAUUCAGCUUCCAAACGUGUUGGAUAAAGAUACUGCUAACCUUGAUAGGAACAUUGUGGCUAUUGAUGCAAUUAGCACAGAUAAUGUGCCAGGAAAGUUGGAUAAACCAAUUGAGUUACAUUGUUCCUAUGAGAGUGAAAAACAUUUGCGUAAUAUUUGUCGAAUUGAACAAGGUGAAGAUGAAGCGGGAGGUGAUUGGGUGACAUCGAUUUCUAAUGUGGCUGAUAUGUUGUACUUUGAUUCAUCCAUUGUAGAAGAACAACAUGAAGAACCGAAAAUGGUGGAUCCUGGGACAAUAUCCUUUGUCUCAAACGUACUGCAGAUUCCGCAGGAUAAUAUCAAUGAUUUGGAGAGUCUGGAAUCUACUGAUUGUGUUGGUUCUUUAGAACAGAAAGUGGGAGAAUCAGUAACUCAGUCCAAAGAAUUAAUAACUAAGAAGGAUGCAGAUAAAAUACCGGUUCUACUUUCUAGCUCCGUGAACAAGGCAGUUGUUAGCGAUGCUGUUACAUCAGCGGAUGUCAAGGGGAAAAAGCGCCAAUCCAGCUCCAAGGAUGUUUUUCAGCAGCAGAAUAGAAUACGAAGACUGGUUUUUGAGAUGGCUGGAGUGCAUAAAAAGAAAUCAAUUUCUAUUUGUGAUGGCACUUCUCCAGUAUCACCUCAGCCAGACUUUGAAGUCGCUUCUAUCGAAAAAUAUUCAACUCCAAGAAUAUCCAUAAUAUCAAAAAAAGGUAUUGGUUUGCACUUGAAUGCACUGACAGCUACUUCAGUUGAUGAUAUGGCUGUCAAGAAUGUGACAUCAUCCUCUACAAAUCGUGAAACAUUGGAUACAGACAUGGUUCUUUGUGACAAUCAAGAUAAUGUUUUGGAAAAUGCCUCUCAAAUGUUGAUGGGUGGUGAUGAAGACAUUAGCAUCAAUAGUCCUAAAACGAAGAGGCUCAAACUGGAGCAUGUUGGGGCAUCCUGCAAGAGGUGCAACUGUAAGAGGUCAAAAUGCUUGAAGCUUUAUUGUGAUUGUUUUGCUGCUGGACUCUACUGUAUUGAGCCUUGUUCAUGUCAAGACUGUUUUAACAAACCUGCUCAUGAAGACAUUGUUCUGCAGACUCGUAAACAGAUUGAAUCUCGCAAUCCUCUUGCAUUUGCUCCAAAAGUGAUUAGAACUGCAGAUUAUGUUUCCGAACUUGCGGUUAGAAAUCCUCCCAUUGCAAUACUAUUGACGAUUGAGGACGACACUAACAAAACUCCAGCUUCUUCCAGACAUAAAAGAGGAUGCAAUUGCAAAAAAUCAAAUUGCUUGAAAAAAUAUUGUGAAUGCUUCCAGAGUGGCGUUGGUUGCUCUCUCAACUGUAGAUGCGAAGGGUGUAAAAACACUUUUGGUUGCAAAAAUGGCCAUGAAGAAAAUGAACUUGAAGAAGCAGAACUAGAAGCACUCGAGUAUAACAAAGAGGCUGAGAAAGAGCAUGCAGAUCUAUCAAGACCUUCAGAAACUGCCAGGUCUUCAAUUCAACUGCCAAUGGCUUUCAGUGGGCUACUGUCAAAAUCUCUUUCUGCAGUUGGUGCAUCGACUCAAAUGUGCACCAGCCAAAAGCUCGGAACAGAUGUUUUUCGCCUACCUAAAUCUGAAAAGCAACUUCAGGCAAUUCCUGAAGAAGAAACUCCUGAGAUAUUGACCGGCAAUUGCUCACCCAAAAGCAGUGUGAAGUCGGUCUCGCCAAACUGCAAAAGGGUUUCACCUCCUCAUCAUGGUUUUGGGGCAUUAGCUACUUGGAGGAGCAGCAGAAAGUUGAUCCUGAGAUCUGUUCCUCCCAUGCCGUCUCUCAACUCGCCAAAUCAGCAGCAGUGAUUAACUUCUCCAGCUGAAUGAUCUAGCUCAGGACGAUGAGUCAAAUGAAAAGUUUUCCGUGUAUAAUAUUAAUAGGUAAUAAUGAUAAGAAUUUAUUUCUCCCUUGAUAAAGCUAUUUCUCAUGGCAGCCUUGAGAAUUCAUGCUCUCUAUUUCUGUGUUAUAUGAGAUUUGAAGAUAAAUGGAGUGCCCUAGUAUAGCUAUAAACUUUAUUUAAGCUUUAGAGAGAUAUGUUAGUGCUUAUUUGUAGUAAAAUGAUAUAGAAUCUGUUAGUUUAUCUCCUUUUGAAUGCACCAAAUUAUUUUUGUUUGUA